GUCAUCUGGGUUGUCCGUUUUUUCACUUCACGUGUUGUUGUUUAUCUCUGGCUUUUGCAGAAGUUUUUUACAUUUCUCUGGUGGAAAACGUGAGUGAAUCUUUUGAAAAUGAAAGUGAAAAAUCGACUGAAAAUGGGAAAGAAGAAGCUUCCCAAGAAGUCAAAGAAGAGCCCGAACACAAUGACCAUGGAUAGUUUCCUUGAGACGAUGGACAAUUCGUCAGGAGACGAAGCUCCGGAAGCACCGAAGAAGGCGGUGAAGAAAGGGAAGAAGCCGGUAAAGGUGGAAGACAGUGAGAAUAUUGAGUCUAUGAAGAAGCUUCAGCAGAUCGAUCCUGAGUUCUAUGAAUAUCUUAGGGAGAAUGACAAGGAUCUGCUGAACUUCAAUGCUGACGAUAUCAGCGGCGAUGCGGGCAGUGAGCCAGAGGCUGAGGAGGCGUCCGAUGAGGAGCCGGCCGUUGUGCAGAAGCGAGAGAAGUUCGAGGUGGCCAGCGAUGAGAGUGACUUCGAGGAGGCGGACGAGGAGAAGGUGGAGGAGCAAGAGGGUGUGAUCACGCUCAAGAUGCUGAAGAGUCUCGAGGCGAACAUCCGGGAGGAGAAGGUGUCCGCCGAGGCGAUUCGGAAGCUCGUGCAAGCCUUCAAUUCCGCCCUGCGCAGCAUCUCACCGGACGCCAAGUCCACGUCGGAGUAUCGCGUGAAGGGCAGCGGAGUGUUCAAUGGUGUGAUUCAGCUGUGCGUGCUGCACCUGCACUCCGCCAUCUGGCGCUUCCUGGCCCUGUCCGGACGCAAGAGUGUUCGCGAUGUGCACAAGCUGAAGCGUUGGUCGAAGAUGCGCAAUCCCAUGCGAUCCUACACCACGGAUCUAACGCACAUCCUGGAGAAUGUGUCCUCACCGGACGUGCUGACCAUUCUGCUGAAGCAUCUGCACCAGAUGGUGCCAAUUGUGGUGGCCGUGAGCGGAGCGUCGAAGCCGGUGCUCAAGCGACUCGUGUCCCUGUGGUCCUCGUCGGAGGAGGAAACUGUGCGCGUGCUGGCCUUCCUGUGCAUCUUGAAGCUGACCAGAGCGCAGCAAGGACAGUUCCUCAGCAUCGUCCUGAAGGUCAUGUAUCUGUCCUACGUGCGCAACUCACGCUUUGUCUCGCCCACCACGCUGCCUGGCAUCAAUUUCAUGCGCCGCUCGCUGGCCGAGAUGUUCGCCCUGGACGCCGAGGUGGCGUACCAGCACGCCUUCCUCUACAUUCGCCAGCUGGCUAUCCACCUGCGCAACGCCGUGACGCUGAAGCGCAAGGACAGCUACCAGGCAGUCUACAACUGGCAGUACAUCAACGCCUUGCGCCUCUGGGGCGACGUGCUGUCCGGCGGCGCCCUGCCGCAGCUGCUCUAUCCCCUCGUGACCAUCAUCCAGGGUGUGAUAAAGCUCAUCCCCACGGCUCAGUGGUUUCCACUGCGCUUCCACUGCAUCCACAUCCUCAUCGCGCUGUCGCGCAGCACGCGCGUCUUCAUACCCGUGCUGCCGUUCAUCCUGGAGGUGCUUCAGUCCGCCACGUUCAACAAGAAGCACAGCCAGUUGUCACUCAAGGCGCUGCCCUUCACCUGCAUCCUGCGCGUCACGCGUCCCCAACUCGAGGAGCUCUCCUUCCGCACUCAAAUCACUGAGCACAUCUUCGCCACGGCGCUCGAGUAUCUCGCCAGUGAGUCCUACAGUCUCACCUUUCCUGACCUCGUGGUGCCCACGGUGAUUCUGUUGCGACAGUACAUCAAGCGCUGCUCCGUGGCCAGCACGGGCAGGAAGCUGAAGCAGCUGCUGGAUCUCACCAUGGAGAACUUCAAGCUGAUCGAGGCAGAGCGCAAGACAAUCACCUUCUCCCUGCGCGACGCCGCUCUCAUCCACAGCUGGGAGACACAAAUGCAGAACCGAGGGACGCCUCUGCUCACAUUCUACACCAAUUGGCUGAAGACCAGUGAGCUGAAGAAGCGUCGCGAGGCAGACAAGACAGAUGAAAUCUCAGAUUUCCGCCUGCCGACGCUCAAGAGGCGUCAGCCGAGUGGCGACAAGGAGGCUGAGAGUGGUCCUGUGGAUCUGCUGCCAUCGGACAGUGACGAGGAGGAGCUGGAACUGGAGAAGCCGCUGCCCAAGAAGGCGAAGAAGGUCAAGGCGCUGAAGCAGGAGAAGCCGACAGUGAAGAAGGAGAUUCCGAUCGACGAUGAACCCUCAGUUGGCGUUCUGGAUGUUGUGGAGGAUCUAGACAUUGCUGAUUGGCUGUCAUAAUAAAUAUUCCUGUGGGAUUCUUA
Molecule: messenger RNA, 2291 nt
Organism: Phlebotomus argentipes
Lineage: Eukaryota; Metazoa; Arthropoda; Insecta; Diptera; Psychodidae
Gene: Noc2
Product: nucleolar complex protein 2 homolog
Exons: 2
Coding region: 109-2268 (719 amino acids)
Biological process (GO): negative regulation of transcription by RNA polymerase II; ribosomal large subunit biogenesis
Cellular component (GO): nucleolus; nucleoplasm; Noc1p-Noc2p complex
Molecular function (GO): transcription corepressor activity; histone binding
Source: RefSeq, a predicted model, not a curated record